AUGUCGAGUGAUGAUAAAAAUAAACCUAGUGAACCCAAGAAUGAGCCCAAGCAAUGUGAUCCCGGGUGUGAACAAAAGUGUGAAACGAAAUGCCAGCCCAGCUGUUUAAAGAGGCUGCUGCAGCGGUGCUCUGAGAAGUGCCAGCCACCAAAGUGCCCACCACCAAAGUGUCCCCCGUGCCCCCCAUGUCCCCCACCAUGCCCCCCACCCCCAAAGAGCCCUCCACCAUGCCCACCGCCCUGCCCUCCUAAGCCGUGUGCCAAGCCCUGUCCUCCUAAAUGCCCACCGCCCUGCCCACCCCCAGAGUGA
Dama dama (fallow deer) is the source of this 309-nucleotide messenger RNA. It is a transcript of the gene LELP1, whose product is annotated as late cornified envelope like proline rich 1. The coding region runs from base 1 to 309 and encodes 102 amino acids. The record is from RefSeq and is a predicted model, not a curated record. The transcript has a single exon. Gene Ontology annotation, cellular component: extracellular region. NCBI's taxonomy places the organism in Eukaryota, Metazoa, Chordata, Mammalia, Artiodactyla, Cervidae.